AUGCUCCCACAAGCAGGGAAAAGAGAUGCUGAAUUGGCGACAUCGAAUCCAGAUGAAAAUGGUUUUGAGAUGGAGUUGGAUAUCAAGGGUGAUGGCGCCCAACAUCCAUCUGACCCAUUUUCCAAAACGUCAGCAAAGCGAAAGAUGUUAGGCACAAGCAUCGAUGCCCAGGCAACCAAACGCACAACCCAGGAAGAGACGGCAGCCAAGAAGCCAAAGACGACGAAGCAGCCAAAGACGCCAAUGAAGCCACCAACUGCCCCCAAGCCGCCAACUGCGUCCGAGUCACCAACUGCCCUGGAGUCACCAGCUGCCCCAGCUACCCCAGAGUCACCAGCUGCCCCCAAGCCACCAACUGCCUCGGCCAAGAAGCCUAAGACUGGAAGCACUGACAGCAAAUACUUCAAAAGGGGGGAAACUAGAACCUCAAACGCAGUAUGGAAGAAGACCAACGCCAAGCUACUGGACACCGCAUACCCACCGCCCUACCUCAAGGGCGUGCUUUACAUGUUGUGGUAUUUGCACGGCGGCGGCUUGUUUACAAAAGAGACUUUACACAGUUUUCAGUCUUGUUUGCUACGUUGGUCUGAGAAGGAGCCAAAUAUCACGGAGGCUACAAGGCUAGAGAAGAUACAAGAGCAGGUUGGUUCUUUCCAAGAUUUUCACAAGCACAGUCUAUUUCUCCCAAAUGCGAAACAUCCGUUCAAUUUUGUGCUGGUGAGGCCAGAGCUUCUAAAAGGAGUGGCCAGCCAUCUCAAAAUACAGGCAGAGAAAAUGGUUUGGAAGCCAAUUGAUAUUGAUCCAAUUGAAGCCAGCAACUCAGCAAUCCAAAACCUCAGUGUCCAUACACGGAACGAACGUAGCGCCUAUUCCAUGUUUGGGUGGGGAAAAAUUGGCAGCACCGGGCAUGAGUGGACUGAUGAUACGCCCCCCGACGAUUGGAAGGAUCGUGGUAGAACAUUGCUUUCGCCAGAGACAAUGGCGGAGAUCGACCAGUUGUCAUUGAAUACAGCCCGUCUCCUUUAUCCUGACCUUGGAGAAUGUACACUUGACGAUUUGAACCACACCUUUCUGGUGCAUCCAGGAAUUGUGCAGACCAAGAAAGCAUACCAUCAACGCCUUCACUAUGAUAGGCCCAACCCUGAAAAGGGGCGUACUUUCUUUUUGCACGUGCCUCUCACUACCGACGGCAUGUUGCUGAGAAUACUACCUGAGGGAAAAGAUAGGAGUGAGUUCAUCUUUGUACCAUUUGGUUGUGCACUUGCUGUUCCAGUGAACCUUGCCCAUGCCGGAAUCUAUGCCAAACCUGGGAGCAAAAUCAAGAAUAGUCGACUGCACAUAGUUGUCACGGCAAGAGACGCUGUGAAGUAUCAUGAAAAGCUCGACGUGUUGGUAUCCCUCCCAGAAUCGCCGUUCCCAACUCGUCGAUUUCAUGACGCAUUGAAACCAAACAAGGAGCAGGACCGGUUCAGCCAGAUGUAUGUGAAACUAUUGGAGUGUAUGGAGACCAAAGAACGAAAUCCCCCAUAA
Messenger RNA from Cylindrotheca closterium, 1530 nucleotides. The record is from the annotation of a GenBank genome assembly. NCBI's taxonomy places the organism in Eukaryota, Bacillariophyta, Bacillariophyceae, Bacillariales, Bacillariaceae.